Messenger RNA from Neltuma alba, 1830 nucleotides. RefSeq names its product glycine-rich RNA-binding protein 3, mitochondrial. NCBI's taxonomy places the organism in Eukaryota, Viridiplantae, Streptophyta, Magnoliopsida, Fabales, Fabaceae. The record is from RefSeq and is a predicted model, not a curated record. The transcript is spliced from 5 exons. Gene Ontology annotation, molecular function: RNA binding. Bases 135 to 1382 code for a protein of 415 amino acids.
UCUCUUCAUUUUUUCCUUACCUGAGAUAUUCUUUCUCUUACGAUUAGCAAAUUUCUUUCGUUGUUAUAUUGUCUCCUCUCGGUUGUUUACUGAGACAGGCCGAUAGUUGAUUCACGGCUGCGCAGAUUAUAGGGAUGGCUUUCUUUGGUAGAGUUGGGAAUAUACUAAGACAAGCUGCAAAUAAGCAGCUCAGCACAGAAUUUCGUUCAGCUCCAUCUAUUUUCCAGGCUAUACGGUGCAUGUCAUCUGCUGCAAGUUCCAGGGUUUUUGUUGGAGGACUGUCAUAUUCCACUGAUGAGCAAAGUUUGAGGGAAGCUUUUGCAAAAUAUGGAGAUAUAGUUGAUGCAAGAAUAAUUAUGGAUCGUGACUCUGGGAGAUCUAGAGGGUUUGCUUUUGUCACUUACACAUCAGUUGAGGAGGCAUCGAGUGCCAUUCAGGCCUUAGAUGGGCAGGAUCUUCAUGGUCGCCGAGUUAGGGUAAAUUAUGCUAAUGAGAGGCCUCGCUAUGGUGGUGGUGGUGGUUUUGGUGGUUCUUAUGGCAGUGCUCCAUAUGGUGCUGGUGCUGGCUAUGGAGGCAGUUAUGGUAACCCUCCAUAUGGUGGCUCUGGUGCUUAUGGUGGCAAUGCUGCUGGAGGUUAUGGUGGUGGUGGAUAUGGUGGGGGAAGCUAUGGAUCAGGUGGCAACUUUGGUGCCAGCCCUGGCAAUGACUUUGCGUCUAACAAUUUUGGAGCUGGAGCUGCAGGUGGCAGUUAUGGAAAUGAUGGUAACUUUGCAAGUGGAAGCCCUUAUGCUGGCGGAAGUGGCGGCGGAUAUGGUGGUGACAGUGGAAGUGGAGCUGCUGCUGACAGCUUUGGAACUGGAAGUGCUACUGGUGGCUUUGGCGGAACCAAUUAUUCAAAUGAUGGGAACUUUGCAACUGGAAGCACGUAUGCUGCAAGUAGCAGUGGAAGCUUUGGUGGCAAUAGUGAGAACUUUGCAAGUGGAAGCACUUAUACCAGUGGCAGUGGUGGAGGAUAUGGUGGCAAUGGUGGGAACUUUGGUGUUGCUGGUGGUGGUGGAGGCAGUGAUAACUAUGGAAGUGCUCCUAGUUUCGGUGCUGCUGUUGGUGGCGGCAGUGAUAGCUUUGGCAGUGCCGCUGGAUUUGGCAGCAGUGAUAACUUUGGCAGUUCGGCUAAUUUUGGUAGCAGUGGUGUUCCAGGUUCAGGCAGUAGCUUUGCGGGUGGUCAAUUGGAUGGUAAAGAAAGCAACAGUAUGGGUCAGGAUGUUGAAGAUUUUGAGGACAAAAUAGGUGAAAGCUACCGGAUUGGAGAUUUUGCAGACAAGAUAGAGGAAAACUCCCGGGAUGACGAUGAUGAUACCGGGGAUUUUGCCAAAAGGGCUUGAAGAAAUCUCGCAGAGGUAUUAGAUAUCUGAUGAAGUUUUUCAAGCAUGUAAUUUCAUUCAGAAGUACCAAACAGGGGAGAAAGUAAUUUUUAAGGCGAUUUUUCUUGUCAUCCUUCCUUCCUAUUCCAAGAAAAGGGCAAUUAGUAUUUGUGACGUAAUUUGAGGAGAUUUUUGCGUUUGGCCACGUUGAGAUCUUUAAUUCAGCUUGUAAAUCGAUGCUUGAGGUAAACUGCUAUACUAAUAAUUCAUGGCUGACGUGGAACUUUAAGAUGUGCCCUUCCAAAGGCACUAUAGUUGUAUCGCUGCCAGCAGAUGCAGUUUUUCUGUUCUUCUCCUGUAUUGUCAUGUGAUGAAGGCUAGCCUAGGCUGGUUGAUUGCCAUGUUAUGAACUCAGGAGCGGGUUAAUUUUCUGCUCUGAUCUGAGUGUGGAACCUGGCUUUCUGCGUAA